GUGUUUCGUUUUUUUUAUCAAUCUUCUUAUUUUGAAGAUCAAAUGAAACAGUUAUUGACUGAACCUAUUCCAAGAUUCUUUCUACAGUCUCCAAACACCCCACCCUCAAAAUUAGUUGAAUAAUAUCAGACAAAGCUGACACCCCAACCCCCUCCCAGUUUUCCCAUUACAAAUUCUAGUAUUUGAUUAUUAAUUAAUGAUGGAAUGGAAAAAGUAAAUAUCGCAUUUGGUGGUAAGAAACGAUCUUGUCACAGUGGCAUAAAUUGCAAUUCCAGCCAAAGUGGAGACCAGUUUGAAGAGACAUUUUGCUGAGUCAUCAUCGCCCUCCUCUCCUCUCCUCUGCAUCUGUGUAAGAAAAAAAGAAAGAAAGAAAAAGCGGCAGCUGCAGAAGCAUCAUUCACACUUUCCUCCAACAUUCAUAUUCAUCAAUUCCCAUAUCUCAAGAUUGCAUUUUUUUGAGGAUGGAGAACGUUGUUGUCUUCAACUGCGAACUUAAAGCUUGUGGGAUAGUGUAGACUUCUCCAAGUUUCAAUCUUUUUCCAGCUCGGCUCCCUCUUCACUUUCCUUCAUUCCCUCUCUCUCUCUUUCUCUCUCUGAGGAAUGGAUUGCAGAAACUCAAUAGCAGAGAAUUUGGAUCCAUUGAGGAAAAGGAGCGGCGGGUUGAGAACAAAACAGGCGGGGCGUGGCUCUUGCAGAGGGAGUUAGGCUGCUGCAGCUUCAUUUAUUCAAGAGAAAGAAAAGAAAGAAUGCUUUCACUUUUGGAGGAAUAAAUCUUUUGCAUUCCUUCGCAACUGAAUUUCUUGGGUAUAUUACUAUCUAUUUCUACAUUGAGAAUAUUCAUAUUCUGCUAUAGCUACAAUGGGCUACUUGUUUAAAGAGGCUUUGAAGACUCUUUGUGGAGUCAACCAGUGGUCCUAUGCUGUCUUUUGGAAGACUGGUUCCCAAAAUCCCAACCUUUUAAUAUGGGAAGAAUGUUAUUAUGAACCCGCAUCUUGUUAUGGACGUCCCCGGAUUUCCGGCAAUGGGACUUCAAGUGAAACUCCGAAUUUACAACAUGGUGUUCCCGGAGGGAACAGGGUGCAUUUGCUUGUGAACAAGAUGAUGGCGGACAAUCAUAUUAAUGUCAUAGGAGAAGGAUUGGUUGGAAGAGUUGCGUUUACUGGAAACCAACAGUGGAUACUAUCUGAAAAUUAUUAUAGAGAAACCCAUCCUCCGGAGGUUCUUAAAGAGGUUUGCCUACAGUUCUCAGCUGGCAUGCAGACGGUUGCAGUCGUUCCCAUUCUUCCUCAUGGUGUAGCUCAGUUUGGUUCAUACUUGCCUAUCGCCGAGGAUGUCGGAUUCGUUAAUGGUGUGAUGUCAUUAAUAGCUGAGCUGGGAUGUGUACCUGGUGUCUUGCAAUCUGCGAACCAUGAAGCAAAUGAACUUGCUCCUAAAGUUGGAUUUCCGCUACAUCCUGGAUAUUCUGCUCCUCAGGAAUCGCCUCUUGAAUCAAAUAUGAUCGGUGCAUCUUCUUUUUUUGCUGACAGUUUAAACUAUGUUGGCUGCUCAGCUCAGAGUUCUGCAUUUGAUAGUCAUACACCUUUUUCCUUAUUUGGAGAAAUCCAAAAUGAGAUGCAGUCCAGUAUUGCACCUUUUCAAGCUCCAAGAUCAAGCUCGUUUCGCAACAAGCCAUAUGAUUGCCAUGAGGAAGCAAAAACUUCUCAAGCAAAUAAGUCGGGCUUUUCUUUCUCGAACCAAUUUAUGAAUGGACUGGUUAAAGCUGAAGUCAUCCCUUCAAAUUCAAUUGCACGGAUGAACCGAUAUUCUCCUCUGAAUAUAAUGAGGUCCAUUGAAGAUUUAUCAUUCUGCAGCUCCUCUACUUUAUCCCAUGCUAGUACACGAUGCACAGAACAAAAAAUAUCGUGUGAUAAUGUCAGUGGAGGCCAUUUUAUCAAACCUGUUCUACCUGGCAUUCAGGUUUCCGAAGUAAAAACAAAUUCAGGUCUUGUUGGGGACGACACAAAGCUGAAAACUGAUGCAUGCUUUGAAUCUCAAUCAGGGGAUGACUUGUUCGAUGUUUUGGGUGCUGACUUUAAGGACGAAUGGUUCGUUAGUAGCUGGAAAAGUUGUUUGGAUGAUCAAUCAGCCACAACCAUGCAUAACUGUGGUACAAAUGAUUUUCCAUCUAGAAAUAAUCUGACUUCUCCAGAAAUAUAUUCUUCUAGUCAAGGAAAGUCAGAUAGCGGGAUCUUAUCCUUCCCCGGCACCACUGGCCAUCUCUUGGAUGCAGUGGUCUCUAAGGUUCAUCCUUUCGUGAAACAGAGCUUGGAUGAAGAUAUGUCUUGUAGCACGAGUUUGAAUGAUACAAGUGGCUCAUCUGCUUCCAAAGCUUUGCUUCAUUAUGGGAGGAUUGGUGUUUUUGACAAUGUAGAGGGAGAUUUAUUGGGCAUGCCAAAAUGUACAGCAAAGGGAGGCAUAAUUCGCUCUUCCUCGUCGACGAGUACGUCUUUGAGAGAGGAUUCGGGAAUCUAUGGCCAGGGUGGUUCCGUUUAUGAUCCGUGGAUUGAAAGAAGUCAUAAUAUAAGACAGAGCAACAGUGUCCCUACUGGAUAUUCUACUAGACCACAUGAGGCAAGCAAAACAAAUCGUAAGAGGCUUAAGCCAGGUGAGAAUCCGAGACCAAGGCCGAAAGACCGUCAAAUGAUCCAGGAUCGUGUAAAGGAGUUAAGGGAAAUUGUGCCUAAUGGAGCUAAGUGUAGCAUUGAUGCACUCCUGGAACGUACUAUCAAACAUAUGCUCUUCUUGCAAAGUGUAACGAAGCAUGCGGACAAGCUCAAGCAAAAUGCAGAAUCAAAGUUGCAGAUCAUAAGCAAGGAUGGUGGUUUACUUUUGAAAGAUAAUUUCGGGGGAGCGACAUGGGCAUAUGAAGUAGGAUCACAAUCUAUGGUGUGCCCUAUCAUCGUUGAGGAUCUAAAUCAGCCCCAUCAAAUGCUUGUGGAGAUGCUCUGUGAAGAAAGAGGUUUGUUUCUGGAAAUAGCUGACAUUAUUAGGGGACUGGGGCUAACCAUUUUGAAGGGGCUCAUGGAAACUAGGAACGAUAAGAUCUGGGCACGCUUUGCAGUGGAGGCUAAUAGGAGUGUGACAAGGAUGGAGAUCUUUCUCUCGUUAGUUCGCCUCUUGGAGCAAAACGCAAAAGGUGGCGUCCCACAAUCCGACAACGUGAUGGUCCAAGAAGCUCGCCAAGCCGCCUCUAUUCCUGCUUCUGAUGGUUCGCGCAAUGAUUAGGUUUGCUAGGAAUCGGUUAAGAGUGAGCAAAUCUGAAGCUUGCCGUGACUAACAUUUUCCUUGAAAAAUCAGGCCUGUUGUGUGGUUUUGAUGGCAGCUGAACGAGGGAAGCCGUUGCAUCAAUCGAGUGUCGUAGAGUUAUCAAUCUGAACUGGCAAAGAUUGUUGGUAAAUAGUGUCUGUUUUUCUCCUGCAGUUUGCUCUUGCUCUCUAUAUAUAUAUAGGAAUUUGGGUGGGGUAUAAUAAUGGUAGAUUAUAAGCAAAAGACAGCAAACUUGUUUGUUGUAUUAUCUUGAUGGAGGUGUGUAAUUAGGGCAACUAUUUGUUCAUAUUUAUUUAUAUAUACGCUUGUUUUCCGAGAUCAA
Salvia miltiorrhiza (redroot sage) is the source of this 3628-nucleotide messenger RNA. RefSeq names its product transcription factor LHW-like. Gene Ontology annotation, molecular function: protein dimerization activity; DNA-binding transcription factor activity. The record is from RefSeq and is a predicted model, not a curated record. Lineage: Eukaryota; Viridiplantae; Streptophyta; Magnoliopsida; Lamiales; Lamiaceae. Bases 859 to 3264 code for a protein of 801 amino acids. The transcript is spliced from 10 exons. Gene Ontology annotation, biological process: regulation of DNA-templated transcription.